This is a messenger RNA of Argiope bruennichi, 3309 nucleotides long. Its product is annotated as osteopetrosis-associated transmembrane protein 1-like. Gene Ontology annotation, cellular component: cytosol. The record is from RefSeq and is a predicted model, not a curated record. The transcript is spliced from 6 exons. The coding region runs from base 140 to 982 and encodes 280 amino acids. Lineage: Eukaryota; Metazoa; Arthropoda; Arachnida; Araneae; Araneidae.
UGUUGUCAUUUGACUUGUGCGUGUGAUGUAACGAUGAAAUGAAUGCGAAAGUGAAAUUUCCGAGUGGUUGAGAAGUUUUAGUUUUGUUGUUGAGUUCUGAUUAUUUGAGCUUUGUGAAAAUAAAAUAGUUCGAAAGGAGAUGGCUUUCAACACAAUAUAUUUUUGGCUUUUACCUUGUUUAUUUAUAUCCUGCGUACGAUUGCAACUUGCCGAAAGUACAUUAAAUGUACCACUUGACAAUCUCUUUAUUUAUUCUCAAAAUAUUUCGGGAGAGACUAUAGUAGCGUCCAAAAAUUGUACCCUCGCCUUCGAAAAAUUCUCAAAAGCUGUGCUUAAUUUCACGGACUGCUAUAUUAAAUACGCUCGACCAAUUCAUGUGUGCAUGAACUGUGGAAAGUCUCAUACAGCCUUGAAUGCAGCUUAUCAACAUCUUAAAAAUCAAACCCAGAAAUGCCAAUCAUACUUCUUCGGCAGUGAUCAGCUGAGUAUUGUGGAUAUAGUAUAUAAAAAUGGCAUUGAUUUAUGGCAAAAAGGCUACUGUCAAAAUUGUUAUGAUCAUUAUAAUGAGACCGAAAGAUUUUUUCAAGCAUCAAAUGAACUUAUAUUAUGUAUGGAAACAACAAAUAGUACUAGCAAUGUUGCUGAAAAUAGUACUUGUAUUAAAUGCCAUGAUGCCUAUGCCAAUGUGAGUGUAAGCUAUAAAAAAUUUGUACAAUGGAAAAAGGAUUUUGUUGGUGGUAUUUGUAUGGAUAUAGUUGACGCAAUGAACAUGUCUCGUAGAGAAUGGAGUGAAUAUAAUUGUGCUGUAGGUUUUGAUUUAACAAUGGGCUUUCCUAACAUUCUGACUGCACUCACUGUUGGAUCAACUCCUUUGAUGUUUUACUUGCUGGCAAAGAAUAUCUCGCGUCUUGAAGAUGUGAAACUAGUCAGACCUAAAAGAAAAAUUACUGUUGUCACUGUACCACCUCCAGUAGAAGAGUGAAAUCUUGCUUAGAACUUUUCUAAUUUUGUGAUAUUACACAUCAAAAUAGAUACUGUAUAAAUCAUAUUCCUUAUAUGAUGGAUCAUAUAUUUUGAGUUACUUAGUUGUUACUUGUGAUAUUAAUAAAUAAACAGCCUUAUUGUCAAUACUGAACUUUGUUAAGAAAUUUAAUUAUUGUGGAUGCACUUAUUAUUGGAGAGUUGGACUUGGACGUACAUUUGAUGUGUUAUAUUGUUAUUGUUAAAUAUGAUAUGUAGUUAUUACUGCUGUAGGAUUAUAAAUUUGCUGAUUUUAAUCCAUAUUUUCUUGGUUUAAAUAUUACAUGCUUGUUAAAAACUCAUUUGUUAAAUUCUACUUUUUAUUUGGCAUGCAGAGUUUGACAUCUCUUGUAUUAUUUAAUGCAUUAUUAGAAAGCUUAUAAAAAAAGGUCUAUAAUUUUCACAUUGUACUUUUUAAAAUAAUUUGAAAAUUGUAUUAUUGUAGUUAGACCAAUUUUUAAAUAAUGGGUCACAUUAGGGUAGUUAACUUACUUUUAUGAUUUUUAAAUUAUUUUAAUUUCUUUUCUAUUGGAUGAACAAAUUAUGCUUUGUAAUUCUUUUCAUCUGGUUUUAAUUAUAUAAUUAAAAUACAGACUUGUGAAAAUAAAUAUAAUUAAUAUCAAAACAUGAAAUUAUUCAAUAUUAUUUUAUUAAUUAAAAAAAUGUCAUUAACGAAAUUUUUAGUAUACAAAAGCAUUACAUUCAUUCAGUGCAUUUCAAACUAAAAGCCGAUUUAAAAAAAAAAAAGUGCUCUUUUAUUUACAUUGUGUUUGAUCCUUAGUUGGGCCUUAGUUGACUUUGAAUAUUUUUACCAAUGGCUUGUCUUUAAUGCCAUGCUUAUGAUUCAUUUUUAUUUGGGAAAAAUACACAAUAAUUUAUAUAUUAUCAUAUAUCAAAAAAGGUUUAAUGUAUUUAUUUUUUCAUUAUUUGAUUUUAAAAUUAUAUGUUAUUAUGAUGUGAAUUAUCUGUAAAUUAUAGUUAAAGUGGAGGAUUUGCUUGAAAACAAAACAAAAAAAUUGCUAUUUUACGCACUUGAUUACCUUAGAAUUAAUGAAAAGCAUUAAAAAAUUGCAGUAAUUGAUUGUAUCUAAUAAUUCUAUUUAUUUUAAUAAUUGUAUGUUAUUUUCAUUUGUUUUUUUUUUAAUUUUUAAAUUCUAAAGUUGUAUUUGCUUUUUAUUUCUUUCAAAAAAUUUUAUUUUUAUCACCAUAUAUUAUAUAUUUGUUAUUUUGUUUCAUUCUUGGUAGCUGUAAAUUAAGUAAAUCUAUAUGCCAUCACAUUGACACGACAAAUUUAUGCAUGCCAGACUUCUAAUAUAUAACUGCAGUUCUUUUGUUUUGUUUUGUGUGUGUGUUGGUUCCUCUUACUUACAAAAUUUGCAGUGAUUAUUCUGGAAUUAAUUAUUACACUGUUUCUCCAUUGUUACAAAUUAUUUUUUUUACAGAUAUAAUUUACAGUUGUUAAUUGUACAUCUAUUUAUUUUUUUACUUGGAUGCUUUGAGUAUAUAUAUAUGUAUGAAAUCAUCCAUUUAUUUAGUUGUAUUGAUGAAGAAUUUCUAGUCUUAUUAUUAAUCCCAUUGAUGUUCACAUUCAGUCUUUUUUCAAAAAUAUUUUAUUGGCUUUGACAUUUAUAUUUUUUAUCUGUAUGAUUAUAUAUUGAUGUUCGAUAUUGAUAUAUUGCUUUCUUGAAAUAUAAAGUAUACUUUUUUUUUUUACAUUCCUUUUUGAGAUUCUCUUGAUGUUUGAUUUAUUCUGUUUAAUUGUUCUAUCCGAAUUUUGUUCUAUGUUUAAUUUUUUAAUCAGACAUAUGAUUUUUUUUUCUGAUUAUUAUAUAUGUCUGAUUUUAGAUUCUGGUACAUCAAAGUUGCUAUCAUGUAAAAAAAUUUCUUUUAAGAUUCUUUUAUUUUAAUUUCGUUGUGAAAUUGAUGCUUAUUAUUGAAUUUUUAAAUAAAUUAAGAAGUUUUUUAAAAAAAGAAGAAAAUUAACAUGAUUAAAGCUUUGUCAUAUAAAUAUUGAAUUGAUAUCUAGCAUUUAUUAUGGCAAAAAACUAUAUUUGUUGUGUCUUUAAAUGAAAAGCAUAUGAGUAUGGUUUUUUUUUUCUGCAAAAAAUUACAAAAUUUUUUCAAAAAUGAGCAUUACAUGCCUUUUAUAUGUAUAGAGAUAUUGUUUACUGUUAGUUUAUCAAAAUGUAUUUUUUCAUAAAGGAGAAUUGAAUACUAUAUUUCAAUAAGUACUUUUUUAAAAUCUUACUUUAAGCUUUUAGAAAUUAUUGUAUGUAAAAAUGUGUAAAA